Molecule: messenger RNA, 6234 nt
Organism: Girardinichthys multiradiatus
Lineage: Eukaryota; Metazoa; Chordata; Actinopteri; Cyprinodontiformes; Goodeidae
Gene: cobl
Product: cordon-bleu WH2 repeat protein
Exons: 18
Coding region: 244-4758 (1504 amino acids)
Biological process (GO): actin filament polymerization; actin filament network formation
Cellular component (GO): perinuclear region of cytoplasm; ruffle; axonal growth cone
Molecular function (GO): actin monomer binding
Source: RefSeq, a predicted model, not a curated record
UGUGUCUCUAUAACUUGAUCAUGUUAGGAGUUAUUCAGCCACUGGGAGACGGGGAUUAUAUCAAGUGGAUUUGUCAAGUAAUAAACCAUAAGGAAAAGAACCAGUAAGACUUCUAUUUUCUUACUGAAACGCUCCUAACUUAGCAGUGAUGUUGCGGCGAUAGCGUAAUGGAUAUCCAGCAUAUUUAAACGGAUUUGUUUUUGGAGUCCCGCUUUGUCCGGAAGGAGUAUCUUAAUCAGUGUCAUGACAGAGUCCUCCAAACCGCAUUCAGGGAGGAGAAUGAAAUUUCCUGCCCCACCUCCACCACAGGCCCCCCAGCCUGCUCCCCGUCAUUUGUUCAGGAACUCUCUACCUGAUGGGGAAGGGACAUCAGCCAUAGAUGUCAGGGAGAACAUCCUGAGGCCCACUGUAGAUUUCCAGCUAACCCUUCCGCGGGGGUACCAGGUUUCUGUAACAGAGGAUAGAAGUAAAGCUUUGAUGGAUUUGCUGGUGGAUCUGUGCGGUCGCCACCAUCUUAACCCAUCACUGCACACCUUGGAGCUGCUUUCCCCCGAGGGUCACUCUUUGGGAUUCAAGCCCAACGCCCUUCUUGGUUCCUUCAAUGUGGCCUGUGUGCUCAUCAAGGAGAAAGUCGUGGAGGAGAAAGUGACGCGUAGACCAGCUCCUAAAGUGCCAGAGAAAACAGUGCGUUUGAUGGUGAACUUCCACGGCAGCCAAAAGGCUGUGGUACGGGUCAACCCGCUGGUUCCACUCCAGGCUUUGAUACCAGCCAUCUGUGACAAGUGCGAUUUUGACCCUGCACAUGUCCUGCUCCUGAAAGACGGCAUUAGUCGCCACGAGUUACCCCAGGACAAAUCUCUGACAGAGCUGGGCAUCAAGGAACUCUAUGUGCAUGAUCAGAGUCUAGUUUUUCAGCCUAAAACGGCUUCAGUCCCCGCUCUGAACAACUCAGAUUCCAUUUAUUCCAGUACUGCUAGUUUGGGAAGACCACAAAAGAAAGGGCUGUUAAAUAUUUUCCCAUUCAGCAAACGGAAAUCAAAGACUGACAGAAAAGCUUUGGACAUGGAUGACUUUGAUGAUAUUGCAAAUCAAAACACAAAAUCCAAUGGUCUGUCCACUGUGUCAGGGUUCUAUGCAGAGGAACGUCCUGGCUCCUUGGAGCAGUCUCAAUCCCUUACUGAUAUUCCCACAAUGCAUGCCAACGCUGAGUCCAAGAAGAGAAGGGCCCCAGCUCCACCUGCUGUCCCAACACCCAGAGGGGGAAAUGCAAGUUCUAAGAGCAAUCAGGUGGGCCCUUUUUCAGAAGGCCCAAGGAAAAGAAAGGCUCCACCUCCUCCACCCACCCCCUCUCCCCUUUCCCAUGACUCUGAUGAUGCUUCAAUACCUGCUGUUCCCAUUUCCAAUCCCCUCAGCAGUGUAAUUCCCACCCCAGUCCCACGCACCAAGACGCCACAAUCACCCACGUUUUCUGAUUCCUCCGUGGUCAUACAGGCAGCAAAAGCAUUUCCUGGUGAAACAGUACCAGAGGCUCCACCCGUGCGUGAUGCCACUCCACGCCUCAGUUCUCCGUCCCCCAGUUCUCCAACCCUGAGCAGCAGCACCACAGACAGCCUGACUGUGCAGGAUUCCAGCUCUGAGCUCAGCCGCAGUCUUGACGACUCAGAUGUUGACCUCGACCAGGCCAGUUCCCACUGCAGCACCAGUAGCACAGCCAGUGGCUCUGUGGAGGUCCAGUCCGCAACAAGUAUGUCCAACACAGCGGCCACCCACCAAAACAAAAAGAUGCAUUCAGACAGCAGUUCCAAGUCAGACACUGAGUCGACGCUAAAUCUGAAACUGGAUGAAGCAGAAAACAACAGACACAGUGGAAUGGCUUGGCUUCAUUCCGGGAAGACUUCAUCCAGUAUCCAGAAACAAGAAACCACUGUGCCUGAGGCGAAGAAUAUUUCGCUAGACAGCAGCAGUGUUCCCGAACAGGGUUCCACAACAGAAGGUGCGGCGGAGGGCGAGGACUCGGGCAUUGUCAGUUCCCCAUCUGACACCCAGACUAUCUCCCCGGAAGGGAGUGUAUCAGCAGAUGGAAUAAGCGGAGACAGAUUAGAGGGAAAACACAUCAGGGAGGCUUCAAGUGACAGUGAUGAGGAAAAUACCACCUGGGGAGAAAAAGACAGAGGUUCUCAACCAGGAUCAGUCAACGGCUUUAAAGAUGACUCCGGGCUCACAGUCCAGCUUCAUCAAACUUUGGCAGAUUUGGAAGCAGACCUUGAAGACCAUUCAGUAAUCAUCUUUGCCAAAGAUAGCCAUGAUACCAAGUCCACAGACAGGAGUGAGGUCCCUGUGUCUGUAGUGGACAUGGAUGUGCCAGUCACAACCAUAGACGAGGUACUGGAGGAAUAUGAGCUUGAUGUUGUAGAGCAUGAAGUGAAAGCACUUACCAAGGCUGAGUCAACUGGCAGCAAAGGCCCCAAUUUCAGUCAUCACUUUCAUGAGGAGCGGCAGAACAAAAACAACAACGCUUAUACAGCUGCUCUUAGUUACAAACGAGGCAGUGCUAGUUCAAAGCUCUCUGAGAAGUCCUGCCCACCUCAGGAGAUCAAAUCUGCAGGUACUAAAAAGGAAAAAAAGGUACAAGAAAUAAAAAUGAAAGAGACUAGGAUUGCUGAUACCGCCACUGUGAUAAAGGAUAUGCAAACACUGCUAUUGAAGUCCAGUGCUGACCUGCAGAAAAAAAGCAAGCCACCUGUGAUCGGAGCUGAUCUUGUGCAACAUAACACUCAGUCCUCACAACAGAAGAAGUCUGAACUUUCAGCUAAGGUUCAGAGAUCACUUUCUCCUGGGAAGGAAGAAGUGAUACAUAAAGUAAACCAGAUCAGCUCUAGUUUUAGUGCCUCACAUGGUAAAAUCAAUCGCAAUGUUACAUCACGCUUCGGUAUGAAAACAUUUACCGUGGUCCCUCCAAAACCCUCAGUCACAGACAUCACCAAGACACAUCCAAAUGAUCCAGGAAGUAGUUUUGCCAUUAAAAUUGACGAUCAAGGGAAUAUGGUGAUGGCAGGCAUUCAACACCUAAAAUCCAGCGAGUCACCUAAAUCAGAGAUUGAAAACGGUAUCACUGUUUGUGAAAAUGCCAAUGCAUUUUGGAGCUCUAACAAAACACAAGAACAUUUGGUGACUCAAAGAAAAGGACAAGUUGAUAAACCUAAUGACAACACAUAUGUCCUUGGCACUGCCUCUGCUGUUAGCUUGGAAGAAAAAUUAAAGACCAGCAAAACAAAGUAUGAAAAAACAAGUGCAGUUUCUAAUCCAACAGUGAUGGUUCAAACUAAAAUGGGGGUGGAAGACAUUAAAAAACAAAUCGACAGUCCAAACAGUGAGUACAUUGAGGUGGAAAGCAAGAUGUCAGUGUCCAACAAUGUUCAGAGGCCAAGUAAUAAACCUUCCCUUCCACCUCCCCUACAUUCAGGCAGGAAACAGCAACUGAACUUUGUCAAACCAUCCAGGCGGACCUCCAGUCAGUAUGUGGCGUCUGCCCUCACUAAAUACACCCCGAAGACCUCAACUAAACCUUCCAGCUUCCCUAAAAUCGCUGACUCAUCUGAGUCAUUGAAAACGGAGAAGGCCACAGGUUUCCAGAAAUCAGUGACUCCAUUCCAAUCGUCCCAGAUAUCUUUAUCAGAUAUUACUGAGAAUGACUCUACUUCCACCAUCACCGUUCCCUGUCCCAAGAGCUUUAUGAGCUUCCCAGUGUACCUAUCACAUAGUCAUAGAGAUUCUGUUCAGGUGAAAAUGAGCAGGGAAAAGUUUGGAAAUGAUGUUGUGGCCAAGAAAGAAGAUUUGGAUACAGCUGACAAAGAAUUAGCCAAGAAAAAUCGCAGUCAGUGCAAUGGAUCCCCAGAAAUAGAAGUUACUAACAACAGCAAUGGUGAUUACAUCAAACACAUUCAAUCUCGAACCCCCAACCCAGCAAAAAGCAGCGCUCCACACUCAUCUUUCAAACCACCCAUAGCCCCAAAGAUUAAACCACACGACCAGAUAAGUGGAGUAAAGGAUUCAUCGAAGGAAGUGAAACUAAAAACAUCAACUACAGUAUCAGACAGCAAUGAGACGCCUCGGUCUGUGGCAGGUGUGACAGUGUUUGGGCCUGUCAAAAAGUUCAAACCAGUCGUCAGUAGAUCUGUUGAGAAAGAUACAUCUCUGCACAGCAACCUAAUGGAGGCAAUCCAGACAAGUGGAGGCAAGGAGAGGCUGAGGAAGAUACCCACUACCACCACCAAUGAUAAGAAAAUGGCCUAUGCUGAAGAAGGCAAUGAAAGGUCUGCUCUUCUAGAUGCUCUUAGAUCUCAGAACAUCAGCCAACUGAAGAAGACAAAAUCAAAGGCCGCCAAUGAGGUUGAGCGUUUCAGAAAGGAGAGCUCAAAGGAGGAGAAAACAGUGGAGGUAUCCCCUUCCCCUUCAUCUUUGACCAGAUCUUCACCUGGCUUCACUUCACCACCACCUCCUAUGAGUGCACCUCCACCACCACCUCCUAUGAGUGCACCUCCACCACCACCUCCUCCUGUAUUUCCACAGGGUAAACCUAACCCUGUGUGUCAUGCCAACGCCUCUUUAAAUCCUGCCUCGGCCAGGGAGGCAUUGCUGGAGGCUAUUCGCUCUGGUUCUGGUGCUGAGAAACUGAGAAAGGUCGCUGCCCCCAAAAAGACUGUCCAAGUAAAUGGCAGACUGGGAACUAUUCAUACAACCUCAAUCCUUCAACAUUGAGCUGGCGACUCCCAAAUCACAGCAACCAAGGAAUCAAGCUGGAAUGUUAAUGAAAUUUUUCAAAUUAGCUUUUGAAGCACAUCUGGACUGAAUCACUGGACAUUUUAGACAAGGUUUUGCACUACAAUGGCUAAAUGAAUAAAUUCCCUCCAUCAAACUGUCUAGUUAGACAUGAUAGAGCAUCUGAUGCCUUAUGCUUUUUUCAAUGCAGUUUUAAAGGAACGGUAUGGUGAGGAUAUUAUUAGGGACCAUAUUUGCCUGUUUGUAGCACUUGCAACAGUCUGAGAAGGUUGUCAAAGGUAAAAUGUAUGCAGUUAAGAUUACACCUACGAUAUGAGAUGGAUCAACGAUGUUUUGGAAAAUGGUUGCAUCCGGUGUUAUAGGAUGAUGAUGUUUCUGAUUAUGUUUUGCCAUUUGUACUUAAAUCCAUACUUAUAGAACACUGUGCAAAAUGUGCCAAUGAAAGUGAAUUUUAAUGGUACACAAAGCUUUAUUUUUGUUCAUAUUUUGGUUGCCUGUACUGCUGUAAGUCACGGAUACCUUACACAGCUGCUGAAUCAGUGUUAUGUGUAUGAUUUUUGCUUUGUAAAUUGUAGAAUGAGUGCAAUGACAGUAUCUGAUGAAGUUUCCAGAUGUGGUGUAUUUAAUAUUUUUUGCUAAUUCAAAUUAUUUCAAGCAUAUCUACACUUAAGGAAACAAUGAUUAGAAAUGCUUGAGGGGGUUGUUUUUUUUUAUGCAGUCCUUGUUGCCACCCUCCACAAUUUUAGGAUAUGAGGUGGAGUUAACUAAAGCUAACUCCCUUGUGCCUGUUUUAUUUUGUUCAUUUUCGAGCUUCCUAGAGGAUAUCUUUCUGCUAGUUUCAAGCUUUUUCAGUACUUUUUUGUUGUUUUAGACAGUGUUGAAGAACUGCUGAGUUUUGUAUAUUCCCAAGGCCACUAUUAAUGAUUCAUUCAGGAUGAUAUGUGUAAGUAAUAUAAAACAGCUGCUUUAAAAACGCUGUAGGAAAACUUAGGUAUCGCCUUAAUUUAAACUUUGUGUUUCUUUCUGAACACUUCCAAUUUAUAUUGUGGGGAAUCCAUGAUUUCUAAUUAACCCAAUAACGGUUAUUUUACAGCCGUUAGUGUAGUAUGUUCAUGCUUAAUCACCUUUAGAAUGAGAAUAGAUUCAGGUACAGUUAAUUGCUGCUGUAUAUUUAAUGGUAAUUUUGACUAAAGGUAGUUCAGUUGACAGCUGUAUAGGGAUUUGUUUAACUACAGUUUCAAUACCGUUUGAUGGUUAAAUUUACAGAUUUAAGCCUAUUGUGCAAUGGUGCAUUUUUCUCUAUAGUGUAAAAUUAAGACAAUUUCUUAGAUUUGACUUAUAUCACUAAUAGAGAGUGUUUCAUAAGCUAUUGUUUUUUUUCCUUGUUCAGAGUUGCACAGUUAUUUUUGUUUACCUACAUUUUUGAUUCAAUAAAUAAUUUUUUAAUCAAGAAAA